Arabidopsis thaliana (thale cress) is the source of this 994-nucleotide messenger RNA. Its product is annotated as CTD small phosphatase-like protein. Gene Ontology annotation, biological process: xylem development. Lineage: Eukaryota; Viridiplantae; Streptophyta; Magnoliopsida; Brassicales; Brassicaceae. The transcript has 2 exons. The record is from RefSeq and is marked reviewed. The coding region runs from base 175 to 588 and encodes 137 amino acids.
CAAAAUAGUAUUAAAGAGAACAAUUUAUUAAUACUAAUUUGGUUAAUUUGAUUAUUUAUUUACUUCACUAUAUAUAUAAUAAACCCUCACGCAUGUUUUCAUCUGCUGCCACCAAAUUACACAAACCAACCAACAAAAAACAACUCUCUUUCUUUUUUCUCUUACAAAGUUUUCAUGGAGAGUUCAAUGAACAAUGCCUUCAUUAUGAGCAAACAUGAAACGGCCAUGUUUACAGACGACCAAAAUCCAGAAGAAAGUAGCUGGACGAUGUACUUUGAGGAUUUCUUCGAGGCUUCUUCAAGCAUAGUUGACGUCGGAGAUUUCAGCUCUUCCUCUGUCUCCGACGCAGCGUCAUUCGUGGCCACUAAGAAGACCCUCAACGUGUCGAAGCAAGAAGGAUCUAAUUUGGACAUCAAGAGGACAAGAAAUAGAGAGAUUCCUUUUGGCCGUCAUCAUGAUCUUGAAGACACUGCCUCUUCUCCUUCUGGUAGCCCUAACGUCUAUAGCAUGAUGAACCUACAAGACAACAACACUAGACACGGGGGUGGUAUUGUGGGUGAUGAUGUAAGAAACAUAUUAACUAUAUAAUUUACCUUAGUAUAGUUAAUUCAAUCAUAUGUUAUACCAAUUAUAUUCCGACUUCUAACAAGAAUUUACGAUACGAUAAUCUUACAUAGGAGAAAAGAGUGAGUGCAGUGCCAAACCAAGGUGGACUACCAAUAGACUUGAAGAAAAAAGGGCUUUGUUUAGUUCCUUUGUCUAUGGUCACCAAUUUUCUUGGUUGAUUAUAAAUAAUAAUCCUUACAUUCUUUUGGUUUCCUAUAUCAUUUUUUGUUCAUUUUAGAAUAUUUAAUAUUUGGUAGAUUUUUUUUCAGUCAUAUGUUAUAUAUGUUAUUCACUUAAUUGUUGAGAUACGCUUGUGUAACAAAUUACAUAUAGCAUGUGAGUUGUAUAUUUAUUACUUUAUUUCUUUGAUAAAUUUAUGUAUAUUUAU